Eimeria acervulina is the source of this 354-nucleotide messenger RNA. RefSeq lists its product as hypothetical. The transcript has 2 exons. Bases 1 to 354 code for a protein of 117 amino acids. NCBI's taxonomy places the organism in Eukaryota, Apicomplexa, Conoidasida, Eucoccidiorida, Eimeriidae. The record is from RefSeq and is a predicted model, not a curated record.
AUGGCGCUCACAGAUACGCUGCGUGCUAUUUCGAUCCGUCUGGAACAACUGACCAGAAUGAAGAAGUUUGCAGAGUAUCACCCAAGAGCUGGGAUUAUUCACUUGGGAAUUCCUCGCUAUCUCAACUGGGUGAACGACGAUGAACUGGAGGAAUUCACGUUUUCUUUUGCACAGUGCGUUAGUGGGCUACAAGGACUAGGCAUUCGAGGAAUGCCGCCACAAAAUGAUUCAGGGCCGACGGUCCGAGAUAUACUGGUACUUAGAUGGAAAGAGCACUGGGAUGUACCGGGCUUGCAAGCCGUGAUUUUCAGUGAAAGAGGACCAGUUGGUGGAGUCACUAAUGUUCAGAAUUGA